CCUGUCUGCCAUUCUCCCUUCACAGAAGAGGACCCAGUCCCAAUCCAUGAGAGAGAUUCAGAGAGACACAGAGGGGUGGGCACACUAAGCAACUCAGCCUGCCUAGCAAACAACACCACUGGGAAGAAUUGAAGGCCUUUUGUUUUUUCUUGUGGAUUCAAAUCUCAACCAGUAGGGACAACAAACAACAUGUUUUACCUGAUCCCUCGACUGACCCCUGGCUACCUUAGAUAUCUCCAGGUGGAUGCCGGUUGCCACGGAAACCCUAAAGUACUAAAAGGCAGUAGCUGCUCGCAUUCAAUUUAUUCUUUUGGAGAAAAAACUAAAGUUAAAAAAAUGGAAAUCCUAGCACGGCUCUUCCCCUACGCUAAGACCCUGGCUGGACUGAAGAGGGUCUUUGAGCAGGCUCAUCUCUUUGUUGACUCCGCUCCCAGAGCCAGGAGGAAUUUAAGGGAGGCUUUAUUGCCGGUGACCAGCCGUGGUGGUUUCCGCGGUGGUUUCGGUGACGGGGAUGACCCUUGCUCUCUCAUCCUGCAGACCCAGGCCAACCAGACCAGACUGCAGCACAGAGGGGCUCCCAGGAUGCCGUUUGUGGCCGUCGCACUGGGCCUGAUGGGCAUCAGCAUGUCCGGAUACAGCAGCUGCCAGCUCACUCUGCACUACAGGCCGGCAAAUCACCUCUUCAAAGGAGCUGGGAGGACGGCCGUGCAUUUACAAAAUGCACACACAAACUCCCCAUUAGUGUGAUGUCAAUUAUAAUAAUUAAUACUUAUUUGGUUGUGAUUCAGGUGGGGAUUCAGUCUGUUUGUUUGUGUUUGAGUGUCUGUGUCUGUGUGUGUGCGUGUGUGUGUGUGUGUGUGUGUGUGUUUAUGUGUGGUUUUUUUUGUGCGUGUGUUUGUGUGUCUGUGUGUGUGGGUGCAAAGCCCAAAACUAUGAAUGUCCUGCUUUCUUUUGAACUGCCUCGUAUUUUCAUGCACAAGGAAGUUAUCCUUUCUGCUUCGAUGCACUUUAAUGGGUACAAGUUACAACCACGCAAAGGUCCGUAGGGCAGCACUUUACAUUUCUAAUGUUUGUUAUCUUGUUAGAAGACAAAGCUCCUAAAGAGAUGCAUCCCUGUGCAGCAGCUCCAAAACAUGAUUUAAUUCACAAGUUCAAGAAAUUCUUUUUAGUAAUUACCUUCAUUUUAGCUUCAUUUUUUUAGUCUACAGUUUUUUUAUUUUGGUCGUUGUAUUCAACUGGUGGGGAUUUCCUUCUGUACUUCAUUCUGGGAUUGACCAUUUGAGUAGAAGGUUAAGAUACGUUCUUAAUUUAAUAUCUGUUAAAUUAAAGUCUCCCAGUCUCCUACGGAGGCAACCAUAUUCUAUGUUAGUUGUUAUGAAUUUAUUAUGAACAUACUUUUGCACGUUUGAGAAUUACACGUGUUUGGAAGCUAUGCAUGACGGUGAUAAGCAAGCUGAAAGUGAUUAGUAGAGGAUUAGGGCUUAAAAUCAUGGAUGUCCAGCCAGCCUUUUUAUAUCGAAAGGCCAACUGGACUUAGAGCGGUCUCACUUGAUUGACGUGCGGUGGCACUGCAGUGUGUUGUCUCAGAGACCAGGCCAGCCACCCUGGGACCUGAACAGAACAACAGCGUGGGUCUACCUACUGCCACUCCACUUUGACCACUCCACAGUGACGCUGUCUUUAGAUCAGAGGAUAAUGAGAGGCAGAGCAGUGUAUCUAGGCACGGAUGACCAAGGUCCAUAACAGUAGCUCAACAAUCACUCAUAAUUAGUUUUGUGCAUUGUGACGAUGUGUAACCUACUUCAUGUUUCUUGCCAGUGAGUGAAUGUAUCACCAACAUGAAAUGUAAUUCAUGAAUAUUUAUGAGGGUGGUUUUGGAAAGCAAAUCUUUACAUAUUUAGUUAAAUCCUAUUUGUCCAUAUAUUAUGACAAAAAAAAAACUGUUACAGUUAAGUGGAAACAUGCAGGUUAUAGUCUAGAAAUAACUUAUUUAUAUUUGGGUGUAGGAUCAAUAUUAUCGGUAUUAAACCUCAAAUAUAAAUAGAGUUAUAAAUACCUUGAGUUAAACAAUGUAUGUAGAUACGACAGUUUCCUCAUCGUCCUUUUUCAAAAUGCAUUCUGGCUGUCUUUACUCACUAACAUUUACUGAAUGCACUACAAAGCAUCUUUGAUUGUAUACUGUUCAAUAUUUUAUAUCAUAAUACUUAAGAAUAAAUGUUAUCAACACA
This is a messenger RNA of Gadus macrocephalus (Pacific cod), 2228 nucleotides long. RefSeq lists its product as uncharacterized. Bases 190 to 747 code for a protein of 185 amino acids. The transcript has 2 exons. The record is from RefSeq and is a predicted model, not a curated record. Lineage: Eukaryota; Metazoa; Chordata; Actinopteri; Gadiformes; Gadidae.